Messenger RNA from Aegilops tauschii subsp. strangulata, 705 nucleotides. The record is from RefSeq and is a predicted model, not a curated record. Lineage: Eukaryota; Viridiplantae; Streptophyta; Magnoliopsida; Poales; Poaceae.
AUGGCGCCCUAUCAAGCGCCGGAGAAAAAGAUCCAGAAGAAGAACAAGGGAGCCAAAGAUAGCCCCCGCUUCAAAGGUACUCCCGACGCGGUGUCCGGAGAGACCAACACUCACUCCUCCGAGGAAGAUGAAGACAAAGAGGGGGAGGAGGCUUCUCUGUUAGCGGCGAUCGCUCAGGCCGCCAAAGUAUCCGAUCUUAAAUGUAAGCUGGGGCUGGCCGAUGAGGAUCUAGUCCGCAUCAACAAGAGAUUGGACGAGGCGCAAGAUUUUGUGUCAAAGCUCAUGUGCGGCUAUGGUGAACUUACCGAGGCCAAGGAGCAGGCAAGGGUGAACAAGGGGACCGUUGAUAAAGCGGCCGAGGACUUGAAGUCCGAACGGGUUGUCCGCUGCCAGUACGAGGAGCGGGUGACCGAAGUAGAGCAGGCGCUCAAGGACGCCGCCGAUAAGUACAAGUCCAUAGAGGAGAAAAGUAAAGCCCAGGUAACCGACCUUGCCCAGGCCCUUAAAGAGGCCGAGGAAGCGCGGGUCGAAUCCUGUGUGGCUCGCGAGGAGAUCCAGCAAGCCGAGCAAAGAGCGGCUGAUGUCUUUGCGGAUCUUCCAAAGAGUACCGCUGACGCAGCGCAGUUCUUCCGGGCUCAGGAGGACACGCGGCGGAGGAGUUAUUCUGGUCACAGUUCGAGGCGCGGGAGCGCCCAGCGAUGCUAA